Messenger RNA from Zygosaccharomyces rouxii, 1827 nucleotides. It is a transcript of the gene NOT5, whose product is annotated as CCR4-NOT core subunit NOT5. Lineage: Eukaryota; Fungi; Ascomycota; Saccharomycetes; Saccharomycetales; Saccharomycetaceae. Gene Ontology annotation, biological process: regulation of DNA-templated transcription; nuclear-transcribed mRNA poly(A) tail shortening. The transcript has a single exon. The coding region runs from base 1 to 1827 and encodes 608 amino acids. Gene Ontology annotation, cellular component: P-body; CCR4-NOT core complex; nucleus. The record is from RefSeq and is a predicted model, not a curated record.
AUGUCGCAGAGGAAAUUGCAACAAGAUAUCGAUAAACUGCUGAAGAAAGUUAAGGAAGGUUUUAUGGACUUUGAAGAAGUCUACGAUAAAUUCCAAUCCACAGAUCCUGAAAAUACUUCGUAUAGGGAAAAACUGGAAUCUGACUUGAAAAGGGAGAUCAAGAAAUUGCAGAAGCAUAGAGAUCAAAUUAAGACGUGGCUCAGUAAAGAAGACGUAAAAGAUAAGCAAGGUGUUCUAUUAGAGAAUCGUAAAAUGAUUGAAAAUGGGAUGGAAAGGUUUAAAUCUGUUGAAAAACUGAUGAAAACGAAACAAUUUUCCACUGAAGCGUUGACUAACCCUGAUAUCAUCAAGGAUCCUCGUGAAUUGAAGAAAAGAGAUCAAUUACUAUUUGUUCAAGAUUGUUUAGAGGAGUUACAAAAGCAAUUAGAAAGUCAUGAAGCUCUAGAGGAACAAGAAAAAAUUGAAAGACAUGAAUUUCAUAUUCAUAAUCUGGAAAACAUUUUGAAAUUACUUCAAAAUAAUGAAUUGGAACCAGAUGUUGUACAAGAAUAUCAAGAUGAUGUCAAAUACUAUGUGGAAAAUAACGAUGAUCCAGAUUUUAUCGAGUAUGACACCAUAUAUGAAGAUAUGGGGUGUGAAAUUAAACCUAAUCAAGAGAAUACGAACAGCAAGGAUGUGACGUCAAGUUCUCCACCUCCAGAUUCUUCAAAUGCGAAGGAAUCCUCUAAUGCUGCCACUAUCGCCACAACAGCGGCAGCAGCAGGAGCUGCUUCUAUUCCUAGCAGUGGUGUCUCUUCCUCCAUUAAUGGAACCCCUCAUGGAUCCAAAACUUUGAAGAAACAAGAAAAAUCACCAAAGAAGAAAACGCAAACUGGAACAGGAACAGCUGUAUCUACUACGGGAACACCAAGUCGUGUAGCAUCUGCAUCAUUGGCCCAAGCCUCACCUACACCGGAAACCGUGACGCUAGCUCAGACGAAUUCGAAUACAAAGCCAGAGUCAAGUAAUAACAGCAAUACAAACACAAAUCUAGUGACAAAUAAGAAGAAAGAGAUAGCGCAACCACCACUGGAAUUGCAGCCGCCAAAGGAUAGAUCAAGGGAAAUCGAAGAUCAAAUACGCCGUGAUUUAGGUGAGCAAGAUGCGUUUAAAAACGAAUUGUUUAGUGGAGAGUUGAAAUAUUGGUUACGAUCCAAAAGGCCACUUAUGCAACCAUAUGAGGAAAUGCCAGAGAAGAUGCUAUCACAAUUAGAAUCGUCACUAUUAAAUUGUCCUGAUUCAUUAGAUGCGGACUCUCCACAUUUUUACAGAAAACCGUUAUCAUUACCGCAUCCAACUUCAAUAUUUUUCCCCAAUGAACCAAUAAGAUUUGUAUGCCCAGCUGAUGUUUCUCCACCGCCACCAACGCAAACAACGACGACAAGUGUUAUACAACACCAACAACAACAGCGACAACACAGUUCAUCACAAGAACAAAUUGAUAAUGGUGCCGAUGAGAAAGAUGAAGCCGAAGAUAUCUAUUCUCGAACAUCGUUAGCACGCAUACUAAGGAAAUUUGAUCUAGAUACUUUGUUCUUCAUCUUUUAUCAUUAUCAAGGUACUUAUGAACAAUUUUUAGCCGCACGUGAACUAGCGAAGAAUAGGAAAUGGAAGUUUAACAAAGUGGACCGUUGUUGGUAUUAUAAAGAGGUAGAAAAAUUACCACCUGGAAUGGCACAAAGUGAAGAAGAAUCAUGGAGAUAUUUUGAUUACCAAAGAAGUUGGUUAGCAAGACGUUGUAAUAGCGAUUUUAUCCAAAAUGAGGAAAACUUCGAAAAAAUCUUGUAA